UUUGAAUACCGAUCUAUGUAUAAAAGCAGCUACGACACUCCAGGUACGAAAAGGAAGGCAUCAGUAUCGUUCAGGCCUCCCUUCUAAAAACAGGAUCACAAGAGCUCAGUAGUAGAGUAGUGACCGAGAUCCAGAAGGUGACGAUCCACAUAGGCCACGAGAGCGUCCAUGGAUAUAGAGAGCAACUGCGCAGUGGACGACCGCGGAAAAAAUCUAAAAUAUAGGCAAGGGAGAGAUAGCCGAUGCCAGAAUGGGAACACAACCCCUAAGCCGUAAUCGAAGGGAUGAUACAUAGUAACCGAGAGCCGUGUCGAGAGAAGUGCACAUGUACGUGGCUCUUAGUCGUGUGCGUUAUUCCAUUAUGAUUUAUAUUACAAUAGUAUAUUUUGAAAAAAUAAUGCGAAUUUGAUUGAAAUGUAAAACAUAUAAAUAGCACUGAGGUUUUCACAAUAAUUUAAAAAGUCAAGCACGGUCAAUUUUGUUUAUAGAUAUUUAUUGAUAAGUUUAACUCUUUAAAAAUAGGUAGAAAAUAUGCAACUAAUAAGAAGCGGCACAGCUAGUAAAAAAAUUGUUUUUAAUUAGUUUUAACACUUAUAAGGUUUAGAUCUCUCUUUUUUUUAUGUAGAAAAGAGUGUAGACUACGCAUUGAUGGCAAAAAUUCAAAAAUCAUAAUUUUGUGUGUUGAAGCAUUCUUAUAUAACUACGGCCAAUUGAGAAUAAUUAUCGACGACAGCUUACGUAAUAAUAAUAUAACUAAUAAUAUUAUUAUAUAAAUAAUAAGUAAUAGUAAUAACUGAUAAUGUAAUUAUUGUAUGAAAGCCCAUUUUAAAUAGCACAAAGCACUGAAUCAAUGUUGAAUCGACCGUUGACUAACUAAUAUAUACUGCUAGGGAUCAUGUAGUAAAAAUUCUCAAUUUUGACAGUUUGACAAGAUGCCGACUUCAUUGUUUCUAAACCGUUUUGUACUUGAGUGUACGCGUCUCUCAACUGUGUGCGUUAUCCCCUCCACUCCAUAGUUUACAAGGGGUAGCGUCCAUCCUGCGUCUAUCCCUAUUAAAAUCAUCUCCAGCGCAGCCACGAGUCCAUUGCAUGCGAGGAGUAUCUCCAGCGUACAUAACGAAUUGCACGAAAGGACGAGUUGAAAGUCAAUUCAGAGAGAAUCACAAUGAAUAUCGAGACUGUGGAUAUUUCGCCGUUUAGAGCGAAAAGCAAUACAAUGCCGAGCCAGCAGAUAUAUGGUAAUAUGUCGAUGGCGGAAGCGCUACCAAAAUCAUUUCCCUAUACGUACACGUCAUUGUCGUCGUCGAGUGCGAACAUCUAUGAGAAAGCGUGUGUACAAAACACACAAGAACAAGCGAUACCGAUGUCGCAAGUCGCUACUUUAAGAUUUGCUGAAAUUAUAUAUAGUUGCGGGAAUUAUCGCUAUAAAAACGAUCACGACGCACAAGCGUUGGUGAUUAAUCUUUCUCAGCACAAAGAGCUGUAUUCGGAAGGGAUGCAAUUUCUGGAAAACAAAUUCUCAAAUGGCACCGUCCUCCCAAUCUUCCUCAAGAAGUUGCACAAGAUAGUCGAGUUUGAGGCAAUCAUAGGUCUGCUGCCUGGUAAAUCUGAAGUAAUGACACAGCUGAUGGCGCCGAAAGAUUGCAUCCACCUGUUAUUCCAUCUAUUGCUUUACUGGCUGAAUCUUCCGUUCUCCGAGAAACAGAAUGGGCUAGACGUGAAUCUACCCAUGAACACCGGCCAUAUGUGGAACUUUCUUAAGGAUUUGAACUUGCUGCACUUUUACAAGGACAUCAAGAAUCCGUUGUGGCUUCUGGAUAUCAUGGACAACCUCAAGAGUAACCUGCAUAAUAUGUCCAAAAACGAAGAAUAUUUUCGUAUGCAAACCUGUGUACAAGAUAUACAAUCUGAACUUCUUGCAUUCAUUCACACCCAUCCAGAGCCGAGUACUCACUUUCGUAAGAUCGUGGCAUAUACAGAAAUACUCAAGUGUCGAGUCAUGACUCGGCAGCUCGAUGCGGCCACUUAUCUUGGUAUUCUUCUCAGCUACAAUAAUAUAUGUACACCCCAUACACCGCCGAAUUUACGAAAUAUAUUGAAACAUAUAGUGAAACCAUUUCCGGAGAAGCAAUUCCCAAAGAAACAAGAGGACUUAAUGCAAGAAGAAUUCCCCUUAAAUGCUAAUCCAACCCACUCAGUACCAUUUGCGACCUCGUUUUUUCAUACGCCACAAAAAAUCAACAUAACUGUAAAUCCCAACGCGGUUACUAACGUUCGGAACGUAACUCAUAAUACGUCAAAUAUUAUUAAUGUGAAAGACGUCGAUAUUUAUCAGUCAGGGAUUAGCAGCGCAAUAAAAAAUUAUAUGCAAUAUUAUCAGAAUAUUCUACCACUUGAUGUCGAGCCAAUAUCGAUCCAAUCGGGAAAUACGAAAAGAAGCGAUAGUCGAUGGUCAACAGAUAACAUAAAUAUUAAUACUAAUUUACCAAUGACCAACCCAAAUAUAAAUAUGAUAGGUUUGAAUGCAUCGGUGUCGCUUCAAUCGGAAAAUUCGGGAGAAAAAUAUAAUCAGUGGUUAAUAAAUAACUUAAAUAUUAACACUAAUUUACCGGAAAUCAAGUCAAAUGCGAGUAAUCAAAGUGAUAAUCAAAAAUAUCUAUCGACCCAGGCAAGCCUUGUAUCAAGUAGUGAAGAACAAAUACCGUUCGGGAAGUUUGUAAGAAAUGCGAAGAAAAUUGAAGAUCAGGCUCGUGCGUUUCAAACAUCCCCUUUGAUAAAAGCAAUAGAAAGAUUGGAAAGAUUGGAGAGUAGGAAAAAACUCAAAUUGAAAUACCUUCGUAAAGUGGAAAAUAUGAUAAUAAUAGAAAAUAAUCGUCUGAAGCAAUUAAAAAUAUUGCACAAUCACUGUAAUUGAAAAUUUCUUCGCGACGGUUUCUUAUUCACGCCCGUUUAUUUAACGGUUGUUCAGUAUGAUAUUGUAUAACUGUGUGAUAUCUUACAAUAAUUUUAUCUAUAUUUGAUGUGCAGGGUUGGGCAUUUCCGUGUAAAUUAUGAUAGUCUACGUUUACACGGAAAAAUGUUUUUAUAGAUAAUUGAAUGGGGACCAAGCAAAAAAUUCACUAAAAAGAAAUAAUGUCUCUGUUACUGUAACUGAAAACGUUCUGAACCUUUGGCUGUAUUAAAACUCGGUUAAAGUAACGGGAGCAAUUGGCUGAGUAGAAACCUCUUAUAGAAAUAUCUCUAUUCCUACAACCGAGUUUUUUAUCUCGUCGUCAAGUUACAGAGAACUCAGUUACACUAACGGAGUUGCUUGUAGUACGUGUAGGCAACAUAAACUAUGUGUGAGAUGUUCUCUAUGUGGGCAAUGAGUAAUUUAUCGAUGUCGUUCAAAGAACGUAUGACUUGCUCAAAAAUUAAUUGAAGAAAGUUUAUAUUUUUAUUUAGCUUUGAGAGAGAGAGAGAGAGAGAGAGAGAGAGAGAGAGAGAGAGAGAGAGAGAGAGAAAGGAAAGAAAAAGAGAGAAAGAGAGGGGAG
This is a messenger RNA of Odontomachus brunneus, 3533 nucleotides long. RefSeq lists its product as uncharacterized. The record is from RefSeq and is a predicted model, not a curated record. The transcript is spliced from 3 exons. NCBI's taxonomy places the organism in Eukaryota, Metazoa, Arthropoda, Insecta, Hymenoptera, Formicidae. Bases 1166 to 2914 code for a protein of 582 amino acids.